Schistosoma mattheei is the source of this 2430-nucleotide messenger RNA. NCBI's taxonomy places the organism in Eukaryota, Metazoa, Platyhelminthes, Trematoda, Strigeidida, Schistosomatidae. The record is from the annotation of a GenBank genome assembly.
AUGAUUACAGACAAUGAUGAGGAUUUAUAUGAGGGUUUUGAUAAACUCAACAGCAAGUUGGAAGUUGAAGAAUUCGUGAAUGACACUGGAUUUCAGAAUGUCAUUAGAAAUACCAGUUAUGGUAGAAAACCAACGGUGCUUGAUCGAGGCUUAAAUACAUCAAUCAUUCGUGGAUCGAUAGGAAGAGCACCAACAUCAGGCAACUUCAGAUUGGUCACUGCUUCAGGACUUGCAGGUGGGGAUUUCGGAAGACCAAUGACAUCUGUCAGAGCUGCUGGGUAUUCAUCUAUGGGUCGGAGACUGAGUACAGGAAACCAAGGUUGUAAACCAGAAGACAGUUCUGAAGAACGUAUCAAAAAUAUGGAAAAAAAAGUUAAUCACUUAAUUGAAGAAAGUUGUGUUGCUGCAUGUCAAGCAGAAAUCACUUUGGCAUUAGAAAAAGCUAAGGAAGCCAGUCGCAAAGAACGUGUACUUGCUAGACAACGAGAGCAACUUGGUGUUGCAGAUCAAAUCAACUUAGACUUAACGUAUUCAGUACUAUUCAAUUUAGCUAAUCGUUAUACAGCAAAUGGAAUGUAUCAAGAAGCACUGAAUACUUAUCAAGCUAUUGUUCGAAAUAAAAUGUUUGCCCAUGCAGGUCGACUCAAAGUAAAUAUGGGAAAUAUUUAUUAUGUUCAGAAGAAUUACUCGAAAGCUAUUAAAUUCUUUCGUAUGGGUCUAGAUCAGGUGCCUAAUACACAUAAAUUAAUGAGAAUAAAAAUUAUGCAGAAUAUUGGUAUAAGCUUUGUUAAACUUGGCCAAUUCAGUGAAGCCAUCACAGCAUUCGAGCAUAUUAUGCAAGAGGAACCGGAUACAAAAACUGGUUUCAAUUUAAUUGUUUGUUAUUUUAUCAAGGGAGAUCGUAAUAAAAUGAAAUAUGCAUUUCAGCAACUACUUCGAGUGGAUCUACACUUAGAUGACGAAGAUCGAUAUUUACAACACAAUGAUGAUAAGCAAUAUGACUUGAUCUUGGAAGUGAUUCAAAAUGAUGAACUGCGCCAAUACGAAAGAAAAAGUAAGUUGAAACCAUACCCAGUCUUUGGUAAGAAAGUUCAAGCAGAAAAUUUCAUUAAAUUGGCGGCCAAAAUAAUUUCCCCAGUAAUUGAAUCCAAUUUUUCUGUUGGGUAUGAUUGGUGUAUUGACCAAGUGAAAAUGUCCUCUUAUCAUGAAAUUGCACAUGAUUUAGAAAUUGAUAAAGCUGUGAUGUUUUUAAAACAAAAAGAUUUCCAUCAGGCAAUUGUUACACUGAAGUCGUUUGAAAGAAAAGAUACACGUGUUGCAUGUACAGCUGCUACAAAUUUGUCAUUUCUAUACUUUCUUGAAGGGGAUUUACUACAAGCUGAAAAGUAUGCAGAUCAAGCUUUAUCUGUUGAUCGAUAUAAUCCUGCAGCGCUUGUUAACAAAGGCAACGUUUUCUAUAAACAACAACAAUAUGAGAAAGCUCGAGAUUGUUACUUGGAAGCAUUGCAAGAUGAUACACAAUGUGUAGAAGCUUUAUAUAAUCUUGGUUUAUGCACCAGUAGUUAUCAGUUAAUGGACAUCUAUGAGAAAUUGGGAGAUCCUACACAAGCACAGGAAUGGGCAAUGCAGUUACAUGGUAUGGUUCCAACUGAUCCUUUUCUUCUACAAAGAUUAGGUGAUAGCUAUGAACAGGAAGGUGAUAAAUCUCAAGCAUUUUCUUAUUAUUAUGAUUCAUUUAAAUAUUAUCCAUGUAAUUUUGACGUAAUUGAAUGGUUGGGAGCAUACUAUAUUGAAUCACAGUUCUGUGAAAAAGCUGUGGCUUAUUUUGAACGCGCUAGUUUAAUGCAACCGAAUCAAAUCAAAUGGCAGUUGAUGAUUGCUUCAUGUCAUCGACGAAGUGGAAAUUACCAACAAGCUUUAGAAACAUACCGUAUUAUCCACCGACGAUUUCCAGAGAAUAUUGAGUGUCUUCAAUUUCUUGUACGAUUAAGUUCUGAUAUGGAUUUACCUGAAGCUCAAGAUUAUAUAGCCAAAUUGAAACGUGCUGAAAAAUUGAAACAGGCUAGAGAACAGCGUCGACUGUCAUCAAGUAACCGUCGAAGCUUUGGUCUAACAAAUACAUCUAGAUCAACAGGUAGUCGUGAAAAUUCAGCCAGUGUUAGCAGUGGAGGUGAAAGUCGUGAAAGCAGUGCAAAUUAUGACAAUCAUUUCAAUGUCCAAUCAAAACAUGCACAUUCCAAAAAUAAUUCUUUUCGUCAAACUGAAGUCCGUAAAGAAACAUCUCUUAGUAGGGAUAUAGACAAUGAAUAUAUUAAAUAUAACGAUCCACUGGGACCAAGUGUCGAAAGACCGAGAACAGCAGCACGUACUCGACCAAUUCAAGAUGAUUUUGCAGACGAAGAAGUUGAUGAAAACCUGUUACCAGAUUAA